UUAAUUCUCUUGUUUGUAUUUUCUCUAAUAUUUGUUCAUUAGAGAAGUACUAACACACAAACACAACAACAACACAACAAUGGCUCGUCCAGUAAUUGUUAUUGCCCUUAUUUUUGUAGCCGUUGUUGGCGUGGCCAUGGCCAGUGAAGCCCCAUCUUCAUCACCAAAGUCAUCUCCAAAGACAUCACCAGCACCAAUAUCAUCAACACCGAAAGCAUCAGCACCCAUAGCAGCAUCCCCAAAAAGCUCACCGGCUCCUCCAACCCCAUUCGAGUCUUCUCCUGUUGCUUCCCCACCUGAGGGAGAGGAUUCCUUUGACUUUGAUGCUCCUGCACCCGGCCCCGGAGAUGAUGAGUUUGUAGAUGAAGAUUCUGCAGUUCCUGAAGAAGAAGAAAUCACAAGUAGAGCUUCUUCCCUUCAAGCGUCUGUUGUUGUCGCUGCAGUUGCAGCUGGCUUCUUUGCCUUCUAAAUUGUUUGUAAUGAACUUUUGAGGAAAUAAAUGUGUUGUUGUAAUAUCGUUGUACUUUAUUCUUUGUUGUGUUUGUGACAUAUGCAUGAUCAUA
Molecule: messenger RNA, 563 nt
Organism: Cicer arietinum (chickpea)
Lineage: Eukaryota; Viridiplantae; Streptophyta; Magnoliopsida; Fabales; Fabaceae
Source: RefSeq, a predicted model, not a curated record